Molecule: messenger RNA, 510 nt
Organism: Corapipo altera (White-ruffed manakin)
Lineage: Eukaryota; Metazoa; Chordata; Aves; Passeriformes; Pipridae
Product: receptor expression-enhancing protein 4-like
Exons: 4
Biological process (GO): endoplasmic reticulum tubular network organization
Cellular component (GO): endoplasmic reticulum tubular network; endoplasmic reticulum membrane; cytoplasmic microtubule
Molecular function (GO): microtubule binding
Source: RefSeq, a predicted model, not a curated record
GUGCCCAGUGGCCCCCCGUGCCUGGCGAGCCCCCCGUGGGGCAGAAGGGAGCCGUGGGUGCCCCCAGCUCCCCCGCCCCAGGUACAGGAGGGUGUCGGGGUGCCCGGCUGUGCCCGGCACACGAGGCUGGUUUUUGGGAUGCUCUACCCGGCCUACGCGUCCUACAAGGCUGUGAAGGCCAAAAACAUCCGGGAAUACGUCCGCUGGAUGAUGUACUGGAUCGUCUUCGCACUCUUCAUGGCCACGGAGACCUUCACUGACCUCCUCAUCUCCUGGUUCCCGUUCUACUACGAGGUGAAGAUGGCCUUUGUGCUCUGGCUGCUGUCCCCGUACACGCGGGGGGCCAGCCUGCUCUACCGCCGCUUCGUGCACCCCACGCUGGCCCGCAAGGAGAAGGUGAGGGCUCCUGGCAUUUUGGGGGGGUCCCCUGUGCCCAUCCUGGGCAGGGUCAGCCCCCUGAGCUGGGCUGGCAGUGCCCCAGCGAGGUGGCAAUGCCCAGGGAGGUUGUGA